Debaryomyces hansenii CBS767 is the source of this 4566-nucleotide messenger RNA. RefSeq names its product bifunctional 4-alpha-glucanotransferase/amylo-alpha-1,6-glucosidase (gene GDB1). Gene Ontology annotation, biological process: glycogen biosynthetic process; glycogen catabolic process. Gene Ontology annotation, molecular function: amylo-alpha-1,6-glucosidase activity; 4-alpha-glucanotransferase activity. The record is from RefSeq and is a predicted model, not a curated record. The coding region runs from base 1 to 4566 and encodes 1521 amino acids. NCBI's taxonomy places the organism in Eukaryota, Fungi, Ascomycota, Pichiomycetes, Serinales, Debaryomycetaceae. The transcript has a single exon.
AUGACAGGACGUCCAAUUAUUCUCCGGUUAUCGAAUACUGGGGAGCCAGUCAAUAAUACUGCUGUACAGAAUGGGGUAUUGAUCUUGCCGAGUGUUGCACUCCCCAAGGAUUAUAAGAAGGGAGAUGCUUUGUUUAAUUUACACCUUACAUUAAAUGCAGCUUCGGCGGUAUCUAAUAACGGAACAAUUUUCUCUAACGUUCCUCGAGAAUAUUCGACAAAAUUUGAUAGAAGUAAAUUCUAUGAAUAUCCCCUUGAUACUUCUUUCCAUAGAGAUAUCUUAGUGAACAUUCCGAUUUCGAAGCCGGGUAGUUAUUGUUACUAUAUUUGCUAUGAGGACAAGGAACAAAAGAAAAGAACCACAGACAAGUUUUAUUUCGUUGUACCACCUAACUUGAGUAUCGGCAACGAGUAUGUUCCAUUUAACAAUAUCAACAUUCAGUCUGUCAUUUCAAAGUGGAUUGGACCCUUAGACCAAUGGAACGCAUUAUUUGAGGAUAUCUCAAAAAAAGGUUAUAAUAUGAUCCAUUUUACGCCUUUGCAGGAGAGAGGUGUAUCAAAUUCACCGUAUUCAAUUUACGACCAGUUGAGAUUCGAUCCCAACUUAUUUAAAAGCAAUGAUGAUGCUGCUAAAUUUUUGAAGGAGUUAUUAGCAAAAAACAAUUUAUUAUCUUUGACUGAUGUUGUGUUGAACCAUACUGCAAAUAACUCUGAAUGGAUUAGAGAAUACCCCGAUGCAGGUUACAACGUGGAAAACUCUCCACAUUUGCAAUCUGCUAUCGAGUUAGAUGAAAAAUUGCUUGAAUUUUCUAAUAAAUUAGAUGAAUUUGGUUUACCUGAGGAUAUUAAAACGCAGGAUGAUUUGAAUGCAAUUGCUGAUGGAAUUGUGAAACAUGUCGUGAAUCCGUUGAAAUUAUGGCAAUAUUAUGUUUUUGAUAAACAAGAGUCCGUUGACGCUCUUAAGAACGCUUUUGAAAACGGAAAUUCAAAGAUUUCUCCUGGUACAAUUCCUUCUGAUAUUGAUUCAAACAAUAUCAAGCAAUUGUCUAAAUAUAUUUUAGAAACGUGUAAUACUAGAGGACAAGUGAUUUUAGAAGAUAGAUUUGCCAACAAAUUAGACUCCGCCAAGUUUUUGGCCGUAUUAUUUACUUUGUUGGAUUAUCCUUCCAAUAAAGUUGAUUUUGAGACAAUUUCCAGUAAGGCUAGUUCAAUAAUUGAUGAAAUUAACUUGGACUUAUAUGCCGUUUAUGACGAUGAUGUAAAAUCAAUUAAAAACCAAUUAAAAGAUAGAAUUAGAUACAUGAGACUUGAUAAUGACGGCCCAAAGUUAGGCCCAGUUUCGAAAGAUAAUCCAUUAACUGAACCAUAUUUUACAAGAUUCAAAGGAGCGGAUGGAAAACAAUGGGCUUUGGCGAAUAACGGUUGGAUUUGGGGAGGUAACCCAUUACAAGACUUUGCGUCAAGUGAAUCUAAGGCCUACUUGAGAAGAGAAGUGGUAAUUUGGGGAGAUUGUGUCAAAUUAAGAUAUGGAAGCAAAGAAGAAGAUUCGCCUCAUUUAUGGAAACGUAUGAUCGACUAUACGAAAGAGUGUGCAUCUGUAUUCGAUGGUUUUAGAAUUGACAAUUGCCAUUCCACUCCGUUGCAUGUGGGGGAAAAGUUAUUGGAUGUUGCCAGAAGUGUUAAUCCAGACUUAUACAUAGUUGCUGAAUUAUUUAGUGGGUCUGAAGAGAUGGAUAAAGUGUUUGUCGAAAGAUUAGGUAUCAAUAGUCUUAUUAGAGAAGCCAUGCAAGCAGGAAGUGUUUCCGAAUUAUCAACGUUGGUUCAUAAACAUGGUGGUCGUCCAAUUGGAUCCUUGACCUGGUUGCCAUUAGAUGAAUUUGCUUAUCCAGCAUUAUCGGAGCCUGAGAAAGACAAAUAUGGGGAUUCAUAUUCCGAAUUAGAAAUUCCAAAGGCUUUAACUUCGCUGGCUCCGCAUGCUUUAUUCAUGGACUGUACUCAUGACAAUGAAAUGCCAGCUCAAAAGAGAACAGUAGAGGAUACAUUACCAAAUGCAGCAUUAGUUGCAUUCUGCUCUUCUGCAAUUGGAUCUGUAUUUGGGUUUGAUGAAUGUUAUCCAGAAUUACUAAACGUUGUUGAUGAGAAACGUAUUUAUACAUACGGUGAAAAUGGUAUUGGUAGUAUAAAGCAAAAAUUACAUUCUAUUAGAAAGUCGCUUGCUACUGAAAGUGAUGAUAUACUGAGAGAUCAUGAAAUGUAUAUUCAUCAUGAAGGUCAAUAUAUUACUAUUCAAAGACAUAACUCCAGAACUGGUAAGGGUUGGUUUUUAAUAGCAAGAACGAAAUUUAAUGACAACGCAGAACAUCAAACUUUAUCACCUUCGGUAUUAGGAGGAACAAAAGUAAAAAAUGAGUUUGCAUACACUUUAAAGAAAGUUGAUGGUCAUCAACGCGACGAUAAGAAAUUGACCGGUAUCCCCGUUGCUUUAGAAGAAAUUCCAGCGCCAGAAAUCGAAUACAAUGAUAAAGAUUCUAAAAUUCACGUAAAUGAGAGUUUUAUCCCAGGAUCUAUAGCUGUGUUUUCAACUGAGAUCCCAAAGGUAGACGUCUCAUUAGAUACGUUUGUGAGAGAAGGAGCCGUGGAAGCUUCAUUAGACUUAGACUUAUACGACUUAAAUGCCCUAAUGUAUCGUGCAGAACCAGAAGAACGUGAUGCGAGCGAUGGAAGUGAUGGUGUUUAUCAAAUUCCUAAACAUGGCAGCUUGAUCUAUGCCGGUUUUGAAGGCUGGAUUUCUGUAUUGAAAAAUGUGAUAUGGCAAAAUGAUCUUGCGCAUCCGCUUUGUGAUCAUCUUAGAGAAGGUGAAUGGCCGCUUGACUAUGUUGUCAAUAGAUUAAAUAAGUAUUCGCAAGGCUCCAAAUCAUUACAAAAAUUCCAAGAUUGGUUGUCAAGCAGAAUUGAAGCCAUUAGAAUUGUCCCUUAUUUCCUUAGGCCACAUUAUUUUGCCUUAGUUAUUGGUGUCGCCUAUGAAGCCUGUAGAUUCAGAAUUUUGAGAUUGUUCCCUAAGGAGAUUCAGGAUGGUACAAACUUUGUGCAGAGUUUGGCAUUAACUUCGGUACAAAUGGUAGCAAAGAUGAGGAAGACAUCAUUAAAGAGUAAGGAACAAGUUCCUUGUAUAGCGGCUGGCUUACCACAUUUCAGUAAUGAUUACAUGAGAUGCUGGGGUAGAGAUGUAUUCAUUUCUUUCAGAGGAUUAUUAUUGGCGCCUGGUAGGUACGAAGAUGCUAAGCAACAUAUAUUAGGAUUUGCCCAGACUUUGAAACAUGGAUUGAUUCCAAAUCUUUUAGAUUCCGGAAGGAACCCACGGUACAAUGCUAGAGAUGCAGCUUGGUUUUUUAUCCAAGCAAUUCAAGAUUACGUUACGCAUGCGCCUAAUGGAACUAGUAUAUUAGAUGAAAAAGUUGCAAGAAGGUUUCCGUUAGAUGAUACCUAUAUUCCUUAUGAUGACCAGAAAGCUUUUAGUUACGAAACUUCCGUCAGAGAUAUUAUAUUUGAGAUUUUACAGCGCCAUGCCAAGGGCAUCAAAUAUCGCGAAGCAAAUGCCGGAAAGAACUUAGAUUCCCAAAUGUCAGAUGAAGGGUUUAAUGUUGAGGUACACAUUGAUUGGCAAACUGGUCUUGUUCAUGGUGGAUCCCAGUCGAACUGUGGUACGUGGAUGGACAAAAUGGGUGAAAGCGAAAAAGCCGGCUCGAAGGGUGUACCUGGAACCCCGAGAGAUGGUGCUGCCGUCGAGCUUCAAGGGUUAUUGAAGAGUGCUCUCAGAUUCGUCAAUAUUUUGCAUAAAGAAAAUUUAUUUGAGUAUACCGAAGUUGAACGUGAAGAUGGAUCCGCUAUUUCUUUAAAGGAUUGGGAAAAGCUUAUUUUGAAUAAUUUUGAAAGAUGCUUUUAUGUUCCUGAAGACCCAAGUCACGACAGCGAAUACGAGAUCGAUUCGCUGAUCGUUAACAGAAGAGGCAUAUAUAAGGAUUUAUACAAGAGCGGUAAACCAUUCGAAGAUUAUCAAUUACGUGCAAACUUCCCAAUUGCCAUGGUUGUGGCUCCCGAACUAUUUACUCCGUCCAAGGCAUUGCAUGCUAUCUGUGUCGCAGAUAAGGUUAUUCGAGGCCCUGUUGGUAUGAGAACUUUGGACCCAUCCGACUGGAACUACAGACCUAACUAUAACAACGGUGAAGACAGUGAUGAUUUUGCCACAUCUAAGGGAAGGAAUUACCACCAGGGUCCCGAGUGGGUUUGGUGUAUGGGCUACUUUUUGCGUGCCUUUUUAUUAUUCCAUUAUGUUAACUCCAACGAGUACAAAGAAGGUAAGGAUCCUUCGGUCAGUGUCUUAACAGCCCUUAAUGAGAGACUUCAAGGCCAUAUGAAAUGGAUCAGAGAAAGCGAAUGGUCUGGGUUGACUGAAUUGACCAAUAAAGACGGCGCGAUUUGUCCAGACUCCAGUCCUACCCAGGCAUGGAGUUCGUCGUGUCUCUUGGACCUUUAUUUCGAUUUAUGGAACGACCAGGAAUAUCCUUAA